Actinia tenebrosa (Australian red waratah sea anemone) is the source of this 657-nucleotide messenger RNA. Its product is annotated as homeobox protein DBX2-like. The record is from RefSeq and is a predicted model, not a curated record. Lineage: Eukaryota; Metazoa; Cnidaria; Anthozoa; Actiniaria; Actiniidae.
AUGUCGCAGUCUAACUUCUUGAAAUCCAAAGACCGUCAUUUCGAGAAGUUGGAAAGCUCAAAAACGUAUGCUGAGAAAACAAAUAGUGGUAACGAGGACGAAGGCUUGACGAAACCCGAAGAAUCUAUUCCUCAGGGUACAGUUUUAAACCUUCCAGUUCAAAGAACUUAUACGUUCCACGCUAAAAUCACUCAAGUUGAUGUUAGAGACACAAGUCUUGCCGUCAAAAUUUCAGAAAGCGACUCCGAAGUAUUUCGUAUGAGAUCACGCAGAACGUACUUCACUACUCAGCAGCGAGAAGUAUUGGAGCAGGCGUUUAGCACAUCUCAGUAUAUUAAUCCAAAGCUACGAGAAGUGUUAGCCUCAUCGAUUGGUGUUACUGACCGAGUAGUUCAGACUUGGUUCAAAAACAGACGUGUAAAAUGGCGAAAGGAACGAAGAACUCAGUUGAAAGUGUUUGUCGAGCCUUCACAGCCGAAGCAACAACCACUAGUAUUGAUGCCACAUAUUGCUUAUGCACCAAUGAACUACUAUAGUCAACUGCGGCCCUACUAUGAGCAAAGACAACCCACCACGACGUCUGCGUCUAACAUGACUGCGACCUCAGGUUAUCUUCAGAAUGGAUUUUUUGCGUGGGACAAAGAUGCUUUCAACUAG